Mya arenaria is the source of this 2435-nucleotide messenger RNA. RefSeq lists its product as uncharacterized. NCBI's taxonomy places the organism in Eukaryota, Metazoa, Mollusca, Bivalvia, Myida, Myidae. The transcript has 4 exons. Bases 256 to 1932 code for a protein of 558 amino acids. The record is from RefSeq and is a predicted model, not a curated record.
UUUGUUUGGCCUGAAUAGUAUUUGAAGCACUUUAUAUUUUAAAACAGACUGACUCAUGUGCACGAUCUUAAGGCGUAUACUUUGAAAUCUUCAUAAUAGGAAUUACGUUACAUGGAACUAGUUUUAUAUAUUGCGUUGGAAUUGAGGGGGAAUUAAUAAUUUUCAUGUUAAUAUGUUAUAAAUUACUACUACAUCGUUGAUUUGGUAAUGUUUUAAAAGUGAGCAUGGAUUCAAAACAAUAAUUACAGACAAACAAUGAACAUGGAACGAAAGCUUGUCUUAACCAAGGAAGCAUUUCCUAGGUAUGCUUACACGUCAAAAAACGCCGAACAACUUGACAAAAAAGGAACAUGUUUAAGAUCCACUUACCAUUCAGCUACUGACCCACCAUUGGACUUCGGUGAGAUCAGUAUUGCAAUUAAAAGUUGCCAUUUGAAAUCACUUUCGGCAGAUGAAUUACAAUACAAGAAAACUUUAAAAAAAGAAGGCAGGUCGGAAACAGCACAUAACGGAGACGAAACAACCGAAGAAAUACGAAAAGGAUGUAUAAAUCCACAAAUUACAAUUACAACGUACGAUGACGUUCAACAUGGCAGCAUCAGCCCAUUUAAAGACAUUACCGGCGACAUUCUCAUCAUAGUAGAAGACAAUCCGAAGGAAACAGACAAAGCAUUAAACCCCGUCAGAAGAAACUUAGACAAGAGUUUAAUCGUCAAGAGUUGCUCUCGUGAACAAAUUGCCAAGACAAUUUGUACCACAUUGGAAAUAUUUGUUUUGCGAGUUCUGAAAAGUCGAAUAACUGCAUUAAAGAAUCUUUAUGAUCAGCUUAAGCCGAUCGAAGAUGUUGGCACACCAUCUACCACAAGAUCAGGAAAGAAAUUUCGAGAAAUAGAAUAUUUUUCUGAUAGACAGCAGAUCGAAAUGAUCAAGGACACACUUCAUGAAGCCCAUGCUUUGUACAGAAGAAGUGGAAUUUCUCAAGACGAGAGUUCUUUUGGAGAAGCUGAUGUACCCAUUCUCAGCGACAAGCUUGCAAAAUCUCUUUACAUCAUCGACGACAGAAUUUACGGAUGCGGUUUCAGAAACUCAACACUUGAGAUAUUCGUAAACGUGUCGCAAGGUAUUAUGAGUGACAAAGCAUACCAGCAAUUGUGCCUGAAUAUCAGAGCUGCUGCGAAGGAGUUUGAUGUUUUCGACACUGAAAUAAAGGUUGGACGAUAUGAACAGCUCAACUAUUCUUCCUGUCAAGUUGGCACUAGAAUCAAGAACGAUUGUGGGCGGUUUGCGACACUUGGAGGUUUUGCAACAAAGCAAGGAGAAUUGCAUGCUCUACUCGCUAGACACUUUGCGGACCCUGAACGCGUUAAGUCAGUAUAUUACGUUGACGGGCGAGGAAGGGAACAAAUAUUUGCAAGCGUGUUGUCUAGUUCCCAUCGUGGUUCCUAUGAUAUUUCUGUUGCAAAGGUUUUGCACAAUAUCUCUUAUACCAUGUUUCGGAAUAGCGAAGGUCAGCCAAUGAAUAGCUCGUUAAUGGACAUGUCAACGGUCAAUCGCAGAGAUUUAUGUGAACGGCAUGUUCAUUUCUGGGCAAACGAACAACAACCAAGGGUUGGAAAAAUUGUAAUCCCCGACUUCGAUGCAAGGUCAUCAGACACUCGAUACAUUCUCAUCAAAGAAAUACUCGAGUUCAGUGAAGAACACAAUGAGUUGAGACCUCGUAGAUUAUGCAAAAAUGGUCAUAGUGGAGCUAUCUUCUGUUCUGAUGACAUCGAUGGGCAAUGUGUACAUGUCUGUACCAUGCUCAUGGGAUCCAUCAUUAACGGAGACAUGGCAAACAAUCCAAAUGUGCAGGGCGAGUACACAUCGUUUCCGCUUAACCAAGGAAUAUCACAACUAAAUGACGAGCAUGGUGGAACUUUUCAAAUCUGCUGAAAUAGAGUGAAGGCAAGCCAUUAAGCAAAAGAUCUCAAGAUUAUAAGAACAUACCUAAUAGAUAAUAACAAUGGUUCCAUUGACAAGGCCAUGUUUACGGACGUCGUGUGUUUAUGUUACAAUAGUGGUGAAAGAGAUACAGUUUAAAGUAAGACUAAUUUAUGGCGUCUGAUCUCGUUGCGUGAUUGUUGGGCUUUGAACUGCUUGAUUAAACAAAUAAUACUUCCUACCACUGGCCUACUUGUGUAUUUGAUUUGAAUUAUUGACGUAUACUGCUGAGAAAUCAAAUUGAGCAUUUGUUUGUAUAUGUAUUAAUAAAAAUAUAUGUACGAUUAAAUUCUGUAUUGAUUCUGAACGCUAUGAAUGACGAAAUUAAAAAAGCUUGAAUGCAAUACUCGGUCUUAAGGUUUUGAAUUCAUUUAUUAAAGUAUUGAACAUGUUGACCAGUUAACUGUUGUUUACAUAUUUAUCAUGUCAGUUCAAUAAAUGAUUUAUAAACGUAA